Molecule: messenger RNA, 1153 nt
Organism: Striga asiatica
Lineage: Eukaryota; Viridiplantae; Streptophyta; Magnoliopsida; Lamiales; Orobanchaceae
Source: the annotation of a GenBank genome assembly
CACAGCUACAGUUCACCAGACCCACUUUGAACAAAAAUCUCCGCCUUCAAAAAAUCCGAACCAUCCAAAACUCUUUUCCACAACAAAAUCUUCUGAUAAAACCUCGAAUUGCAGCUUCAAAAUUCGCUUCACUUACAAGUUACAACGCAACAAUGUCGCGCGGGUCCGUGGAUUCGCUUCACGCCGUAGAAUCGUGCGCCUUCAAGCUCUUCAACUGGAGGCCCUUCGCCAAGUCGCUAGACUCCGAUCACGCCGCAGGGCCCGGCGGCGGACCCCACAGCAAGCGCCCCUGCCGUGCGGAUCGCGCCACGUCGUCGUUCUCCAUCGACGCGAUACUCGACAUGUCCAAGCUCACCCUCUUUGACGACGACCGUGCCCUAUCGCUAUCCGCCGCGCGCAAGCGCUGGCUCGCCCGAAAGCGCCGCCGCCGGGCUGGAUCGAGGUCGGUUUCCGGACGGAGCUCAGAUCGUAGGGGCGGCUGCUCGGUCGGCGCCUCCGGAGCCAACGGCACCUGCUCCGAUUUGCCGAUGGCGACGGGCGGCACGGAUUCGAGCGGGGAGCUGUUUGGAGACUCGAAUUGGGCGUCUGAUGUGAGCGAUAGGAACUCGAGGAGGGGGAGGGAGGGGAGCGGCGGUGGGGAAAGGGAGAAUUUGGGUGGUGGGUGUGGGCAAUUUGGUAAUUUGGACAAUCAGGGGACUGAAUCUGGGUAUGGGAGUGAGCCGGGGUACAGAGGUGAUGCGGAGCUUGGAUAUGGCGACGAGGAAGAAGAUGAUUCCAAAGUUUUGUUUUGGGGAGAUGAAUUUGGAGAUGCAUCUUCCAAGAUGGAAAAGGUCGGUAAAAACUCUCUGCAGAAAGCUCAUCACAGAUGCCGGCGUAAGAAGCAUGAUGUGAAAAUGGUUGAUACCCUAAGGUAGAGAUAAAUAUAUAAAGAAAGUGAGAGGCCCUCUUUGAUAAUAUGUAGAGUUGUUUCCAUCUAUCCAUGGUCAUCAUUCAAUGUGAAGGGAUUGCAUUUUUUGUUUCUGUCAAGAUUCAACUUCUUGUCGUUGAAGCUCUCCUCAAAUCGAAACACUUCUUGUCAAAGUAGUUUUUCGUUUUUUUUUUUUCAACANUCUGUACAUCAUUGCAUAUGUGUUGAAACAAUUCGGAUUUUAUU